This is a messenger RNA of Sphaerulina musiva SO2202, 1785 nucleotides long. RefSeq lists its product as uncharacterized. The record is from RefSeq and is a predicted model, not a curated record. Lineage: Eukaryota; Fungi; Ascomycota; Dothideomycetes; Mycosphaerellales; Mycosphaerellaceae. The transcript has 3 exons. The annotation marks the transcript as partial.
AGGCCGCCUCUUCCCUCAAGGACUUCAUCAACGCAGUCCUCACAGGCGCCAGGUCCACUUCCAAGGGCCCCGUCUGGCCCAUCACCGGCUCUGCCUCCACGACGCCCCUCAGAGACUCCUUCUCAGCCUGGUUAUGCUCAAAACAGGCGGGGAAGUACCGAAUCUACGAGCUCGGUGACCACAUCAAGAUCAGCCGGUGGUGAGCUCUUCAAGAUUCGAGCAUCUGAGUUCGAUCCCUCGAGCCUUCCUGCUCUGCCCCCAAAGCGUACAGCUGAGGAGAGGGAAGCUGCCGACAAGAAAUAUAAUGGGCCUCGGCCAUUGCGGCAUACUAAAUCUACACCUCGUGUGGCGCAAGUGCAACAGGGCACUACGCCGCCAGCAGUGCCAGUGAGACAGACCGUCAUCCAGCCUCCCCUUCCAGUAGGAAACAAUCGACAAGUAGUGCCCCAAAGGUCAGAAUCGACAUCACUCUCCGUGAGAGCAGAGGCUCUUCCAGCGCCUAAAGCACGAACCUCAGCGCUAUCUUGGGGCUUCAAUAACGAAACGAGCAAUUCGGCCCCAGCAUCCGCGUCGAGAAAUGAUGCCGUCGCGCCCGCCAGCGGAGUUCCGCCACCGAUACCAGCAAGCACGAAGCCGAAUCUGGCAGCAUUGCUGGCGACAAAGCCAAAGCCAAACUCAGGGUUCGAUCUCUCAGCCCGCGUGGCUGCGCUGGACCCGUCGCCCACGGCCCCGACGAACUCAUGCUUGCACUGCCGUGACUUCACUGGUCCCGAUUCGCAUGCGGCACGUUUUCCACGACAGUCGAUCCCUUCGCACGACGUUGGCUGGCUAGCUCAACAGCUCACGGCCCCCUUCACUUCACUUACCGACAAAGCCCGAAGCAUAUUCACGUGGCUGCAUCAUAACAUCGCGUACAAUACGCAGGCGUUCUUCAGCAACAAUGUGCAGGGCUCUACACCACAGAGCACGAUUCAAUCGGGUCUCGCUGUGUGCGAAGGAUAUGCUGGAUUGUUCACUGCUCUUGCAGUCAAGGCCGGUAUGGAAUCCUUCGUGAUCUCUGGUGCGAGUAAAGGGUUUGGCUACCGCCCUCUGACGCCCGGUCAGCCGAUACCGCCAUACCAGUCUGAUCAUGCGUGGAACGUGGUGAAAAUUGAUGGCGGCGAAUGGAAAUUGAUUGACUCGUGCUGGGGAGCUGGAAAUGUGAAAGAGACGCAGGAGUAUGAGAAGAGUUUCAAGCCCGAUUGGUUCCAGAUGUCCAACAAUAUAUUUGGCCUCUCACACUAUCCUGAACGCAGGGAUCAGCAGUAUCGCGAGGAUGGCACAGCUCUCUCGUGGGAAGAAUACUCGAUGGCCCACAAGGAUGGCACUGGCGCGACCAUGUUUGACAGCGGCACAGAAGAAGGCAUAUCCAAAACCUCUAUGCGCCCAUCUGAGAGCAAGAUUGACCUUUCACAACAAGGACCCACUGUGCGCUUCUCCUUUCAGAAAAUCUGUCCGCAUUGGGACCCGAUUCGGAACGGGAAAGGACCUCCGUAUCUGUUUGUUCUGCUGAUUGAUGCACAAGAGAAGAAUUCCGAUCGGAACCUGCCACCGUUGCAGACAAACGGAUCGGUGUGGUGGGCGGAUGUACCGAGGGAACACCUUGGUCGUUCGGGCCAGAAAAUCAUGUUAAUAGCCCUCACGUCGUUUGGUGGCCGCGACGGCCGAGGAUUGACGUUACAGGAGUACCAGCGGGGGAAAGGAAGAUGUGGGUGGGCUUCGUCUGGCAUUGCUACGUGGGAAAUC